Messenger RNA from Naegleria gruberi, 987 nucleotides. RefSeq lists its product as uncharacterized. The record is from RefSeq and is a predicted model, not a curated record. Lineage: Eukaryota; Heterolobosea; Eutetramitea; Acrasida; Naegleriidae. The coding region runs from base 1 to 987 and encodes 328 amino acids. Gene Ontology annotation, molecular function: protein binding. The transcript has a single exon.
AUGUCUCUCGUAUCUGGAAAUACAACCAAGAAACAAACAAGUUUACCAUUUUCCAACACUUCUACUUCCUCAACUAACAAGCCUUAUUUGCAAAAUGAAAAAUUGUGGACUGCAGUUGCAUUUCAACAAGAGUUUACGGAAUCUCUGAAUAAUCACGGAUUAUUGGGUAAGAAGAAAAAGUUUGAACAAGAUCCCACAAAACGAAAACCAACUCUAUCUCAAAAGAUGGGUCUCAAAGAACCUCCUCCCAAAAAGUUGACAGAUUCUCAGUGGAAUAACGUGGAAAGAAACCUUGUCACAAAUAGAUUGAGCCAUUUGGAAGAUGGAUGUCCUAUUUGUUUCGAAUCUUUUGCAUUUAAUGAUAUUGUUUGUAUUACUAAUUGUGGACAUGUGUAUCAUCAGAAUUGUUUGCAAAGUUUUGAAAGAUGUAAUAUUUGGAGGAAGAGAAGUUGUCCAAUGUGUAGAUUAGAGGAUUAUCAAAGAAAGGAGACCAAGCUUCAUUUGAGUCUUCUAAAGAAUACUUGUGCCUUAAUGGUACAGAGCUUGUGUAGAGGAAAUGUGAUGAGGAAAAUAUAUAGGAGACUCUACUUUGCUAAAUAUCCAGAUAGGCAUGAAAAAUAUUGCGUCUCUAAAUUAUCGAGCAUUAAUGAAAGAUUGGAAUCACGAGUUAUUCAGGAUGAAAAGAAUGUGGACGAUUUUCUUAAACGAAUUGAUGAACAAGUCAAACAAAGUCUUCUCAUUCUUAACAUGCAAGAAGAUCAAUGGAAUAAGGUAGAGUCGAAAGCCCUUGGAAGAGAAGAAAAAGAUGAGGAGUGUCCUAUCUGUCUGUGUGCAUUCAAAGGUCGUAAGUGUACCAUCACAAGUUGUGGUCACAUAUUUCAUGAAAAGUGUUUGAGUUCAUUUGAGAAAUUUAUUGAGAGUAAGAAUCAAAAGUGUCCAGUUUGCAGACAAAUCUAUGUCAAGAAACCCAUUUCCUUUGACGAGUGA